AUGACCGUUGUGACAGCGUUGACGACUUCAGCGGGAUCAAUGUGGCCCUCGUGUGUUUCGCCGAGCUCGACGAGCCGACAUCCGGCAGCGGCGGGAGAGGCCUCUCGAACGCCCGAGUCCGAAGUGGCUCCGGUGAUUAGCCAGCACGCCCUAGCGCCAGUCAACCACCUCUCUCCACUCGCAAGCCGACCCCACCCACACGCCUCGACCAGCAGUCCCUUAGAACACGGCGCUGCACACCGUUCGUCGUUCAGCUUGCCCCGAGCCGACACUUCGCCGGGGAGCUAUAUGUCCAUGUCGCCGGGGAACUCUGUGCCGGCAAGCCCGGCAAGUGCAGGAGGGGGAGCAAGACGCUCUAGCCACGUCGCGCAACGUUCCGUGUUCGGUUUUAUCGUCGGGCACCACUACACGAGGAUAGACGAUGGGCCACCGUUGAUAUCCGUCGCACCUUCCAGUCUGUCGGCGACCACCGGGGCUCUCGUACGGCACCCGCUCGUGAUCGUGCUCGUCACGUGCUCCGUGAGCCUGUUCUUCCUCAGCAAUUCAGUCGCAUCUCUGUGGAACGGCCUCAGCGACAGUCAGUGCAACUACAGGAAUGGGAGCAACAUUGACGUCUUCCAGGACUACAACAUCUCCGCCCCCGACGGCAGUGCGAUUGCGACCUUCAUCGGUAAGCCGCCGCUCUCCAAAAUCCGCAUGAAAGCUCCUCGACGGACCCCGGCGAACGACGAAGGCGCUUCGGCAAUCUCGAACGGGACCUGAAACCAAACCUUGCAAUUUGACGAUCUUAUCCUUGAGAGUCGGCCGGGAACGUAUCCUCCGCUUCCCUCUAUUUAUAUUCUUCGCAGGGCGCGGUGCGACCCUGACCAACUUUUACGUCAAGGACAAGAACGGUCAUUUCCGGGACGUCGUACUAGGAUGUAGGUAAAAAACACCUUUUUGGGCUCACACGAGGGUCUUUUGCGCCCCUUUCGGCGUCUGUGACAUCACGCCGCGGACCGCUGACUCGGCGCCGCCGGCGCUCCCGUCCCCACGGUCUCCCCCGCGCAAACGAACCCUGUAUGCACUUGCCUUGUUUCGAGCGUGCAGAUGACGGCCGGAGGAAGUACCUCACAGAUCCGGAGUACGCCUACUAUGGAGCUGUCGUGGGCCGGUAUGCGAAUCGGAUAAAGAACGGUACGUAUAUUUGGAAUCGCUCUUUGGCUGCGAUGCUCCACCGGUGACCCUUUGCUGACGCCUACUGGCCGACCCUUUCCGAUUCUCAGCCACGUUCUCCAUUCCACCUCUUCGACACCUUGAUGAGCCGCUCCCACCCGGAAUGACAGUUUACAAAGUCGCUGCGAACGAGCAAAAAGGGAACACAGCACUUCAUGGUGGGAAAUGGGGUUAUUCGAGGGCUGGAUGGUCCUUGAUCAAGCAUGAGGCCGAUCGGAUCACGUUUGGACUCAGGGACCGAGGAGCUGAAGGUGAGUGCCGCCCGACGAGCUUUCCGCCGAACAUAGAAGCUGAUGAUGUUAAACACAUGUACAGGCUUUCCCGGAACAGUCCAUGUUCUUGCUUCGUACACGCUUGGCCCAGAUGCGGUAUGGACAACUAGACUAUCUGGUCAAGUCAAGGCGGGCAAAGCAACGCCGAUGAUGAUGUCGUCCCACGUCUACUGGAAUCUCGAUGGCUAUGGCUACGAUACCUCCGGAGCGGUCGGUAAGACGACGAGCAAGGGCGCACUGGACCAUGUCUUGAAGAUCAAGAGUUCGAGCUAUGUGUCGACCGAUGAGAUCCUGGUACGUCGAAUAGCGAAUGUGUGUCCACUCCGUGCUCUUCUAACCUCUCAAUUCCUUCAACCCUGCAGGUCCCCUCGGGACCCAUUACCCGUAUCGCCUCGAACGCCUCGCCCCUCGACUUCCGGAAAGCGCGGAUAAUCGGUUCCCGCUUCAGUCGGACCGACGGCCUUUGUGGUGGUGAUUGCACAGGUUACGACACAUGCUUCAUCUACGACCAGCGCGUGCCGAGGGAACCGGUGAUGGAGUUGAUCAGUCCCGGUUCGGGGAUCAGGUGAGUGACCUAUCGAACUGCAUUUCAUCAGCCCAGCACGAGCUUACUUUUUCCUUUCUGUCCACAUCACGACCUCACAGCCUAUCAGUCCGCACAAAUCAGCCGGCAGUCCAAGUCUACACGUGCAACCACCAAGGCUCGACGCCUCGCAAGCAUUCGCAUGGUGGACCCGACGCCGGCUUUUACGAGAAGCAUUCGUGCGUCGUCUUGGAGCAGCAGGGGAGGAUAGGGGCGAUUCGGGAGCCGGAAUGGGGGGAGGAUCAGGUACGCUGGGCUCAUUGCGGGUUUGUUGCUGUCGAUGCCAUCGUAGACUGACGUGAAGUUUACGGAUGCUUCAAAGAUUUACACGCCGACGAGGGCCCACGAUUGGUGGAGCGAGUACUCGUUCUCGACCGUUUAG
Molecule: messenger RNA, 2452 nt
Organism: Microbotryum saponariae
Lineage: Eukaryota; Fungi; Basidiomycota; Microbotryomycetes; Microbotryales; Microbotryaceae
Source: the annotation of a GenBank genome assembly